AUGCUCUUCAGUUACUUGAAUAACUCCUCUGUAGCCCAUAUUCAGGGACGAUACGUCUGGCUAACAGGCCUGUCCAUCGUGGCAGUGUUCGCGUCGAUUGUCUCAGUAAGGGAUCUGCAUUUGCCCGAAUACAAUCCACUUCAGCUCUUCAUCACCUCAAAUCCUCACGAAUGGUACGACAACAAUGCCGAGAAGACGUUUGCUUUUGUGGAGGAGAAAAUCGCCAUUCCAUUAUUCGCACGGCUCGUGUGGGGUGUGAAGGCUGUCAACUCGACAGCGAUGUUCCAGCCAGAUGCCAUAGAAUUGCCGAUAAUACCAUUCCAUUGUGCCAGGGCCGAUCUAUCGUUCUCACUCGCGACGCCACAGGAUGUACGAAAACUGGCCGGCACUCUCGCGUCAUAUCGGACUCUUCCGUUCAUCAACUAUUCGGAGACGUUUUGGCCGGAGAAAUUCCUCAGUUGGAGUGAUGAGUACCCUUGUGUCUCUGGGCAACUUUUAGCAAGUUUCGCUCUGCUCUGUCAUCCAUGUGGUUUUCCAUUGUUUUUAUCCACGUCCCGGUUCGUAUGUUGCAACAUUUCUCAUCCAACGUUUAAUAAUGUCUAUAUGGAUUAUUGUCUGCGCAAUUCAACUUCGUUCAUCGUGAUCUCCUACAAUGAUACGCCACUUUUCGACAACAGUUCGUUCGCACUGACGGGAUCACUUAUACUUCAGCCUGUGCAGUAUCAAUUCCAAGUUAAAAGUGCUGACGAAGUAGUUGGCGUUCUACUAAACUCAUAUACGGCACUUCUACCAACGCAGCUUUCCUAUUCACACCGUUUUCAUCGUCUAGAGCACUCAUUCACCCUUCUUGGGGCUCUCUCGUCACCGGAUGGAUGGUGGGCUCCAGAAUGGGCAGUCAUCUCUACUUGGUAA
Molecule: messenger RNA, 912 nt
Organism: Angiostrongylus costaricensis
Lineage: Eukaryota; Metazoa; Nematoda; Chromadorea; Rhabditida; Metastrongylidae
Source: the annotation of a GenBank genome assembly